AUGAACGGAAGCGAUGAUGUUAUCUAUAUUUGCACAAGGCCCCGAUCGGGUGGAUCUACCGCGCUUGCAACCACUACGUCUACUGGCGCAACCGGCUCCAGAGUUCACUGUGAUAUCCUCGGUCAAGCCCCGCGUACAUCCUGUCCUCGAGCCUGUGAACCAUCUUCCAUUUUGAACAGCACACAUAGCCGUGGCCGACGACUCGGACCGAAAUCGAGAUUAGCGCUUCCACUUGACCUGACGGUUCCUUCGAGAUUAGCACUUCCACGCGUCCUGACGGUUCCUCACGAAAUUAGAAACAAGUGUGUUCGAUUAGGUUGGGCACCAAAGGAUGGCGGAGAAAAGAGCCAGGAAGUCCAACUAGCAAGAAGAGAGUUCCAGCGUGUGGUCCGCCGUGCCAAGCGGCAGUACUGGCGCAUCCUCAUCGACGGCUUCUCAGAUAGCGCAUCGGUCUACAAGGCAGUCCGGUGGCUCAAAUCACCAGGAGCCUUCCAGCCUCCACCGCUUCAAAUUGGUGACGAUGUGUACGAAACACAGCUGGACAAAGCGAAUGUGCUGGGACACAGCACUCUUGAACGCCGCACGGUAGCGGAUAACAUUGCGGACCCAUGGAUCCUAGUCCUCCCAGCCCGGAAGAUACCCUUCGCCCAGACAGGCAACACAUCUCCCGGAGCCGACAACAUCACGGUCAAGCUGCUGCAAGCAGCAUGGGACAUCACCGGGGGACACGUCUGUCGCCUCUACCAGGGAUGCCUAACGGUUGGCCAUCACCCUGGAGUAUUUCGAGAAGCGGAGGUGGCCAUGAUACCCAAGCCGGGAAAGAGAAAUCUGUCGCCCCCUAGGGUAUGGCGCCCUAUUUCUCUGCUCUACUGUCCUGGGGAGGGCCUUGAGCGGAUGAUCGCUCGCCAACUAGCGUGUGCAUCGAUUUAUUACGCAGUCCUCCACCCACAGCAAGCCAGCGCGCUCCCGAAACGAUCUGCCGUUGACCUGGUCGCUGUACUGACUCCGAUCGAGCUGUGGGAUGAUUCAGUUUUGAAGAUUCAAUUCUGGAGAAUCCCUCGAACGCUGAAUGCGAUUGCAGAUGACGCCGCGAAGCAAGCUGCUAGGAAGGUGGACGGUCCAGAUGAAUACUGUGAAAUUAAGGGCGUCCUCACAUAG
Metarhizium robertsii ARSEF 23 is the source of this 1158-nucleotide messenger RNA. Its product is annotated as reverse transcriptase, RNaseH. The record is from RefSeq and is a predicted model, not a curated record. The transcript is spliced from 3 exons. NCBI's taxonomy places the organism in Eukaryota, Fungi, Ascomycota, Sordariomycetes, Hypocreales, Clavicipitaceae. Bases 1 to 1158 code for a protein of 385 amino acids.